Messenger RNA from Adelges cooleyi (spruce gall adelgid), 2132 nucleotides. RefSeq lists its product as uncharacterized. The transcript has 11 exons. Gene Ontology annotation, biological process: regulated exocytosis. Bases 293 to 1780 code for a protein of 495 amino acids. Gene Ontology annotation, molecular function: small GTPase binding. The record is from RefSeq and is a predicted model, not a curated record. Gene Ontology annotation, cellular component: intracellular membrane-bounded organelle. Lineage: Eukaryota; Metazoa; Arthropoda; Insecta; Hemiptera; Adelgidae.
AUCUACAAUACAACAAUAACAAAAUAAUGAUAUACUUCUAUAUACGCCAAACCCGAACGUUUUUCAAACUAUAACAACAAUGCAACAAUAAUUAUACUGUAAAUUACUUAUAUUAUGUUUGUGGUUCAGCUGCUGCCGCCACCGUCAACGUUAGUACAAUUAUUAUCACCAUCGUAUGAAAUUAUCGUGAUAACGUCAUCGUCGGGCGGCGUCUGUUCGAAACACUCGAAUAAAGCCAACACACUGGAAAGAAAACCCAAAACAUUAUCGUUGACGGACUGGAAGCUACGCUAUGUGGAAUCCCACCCACGUCCAGGUCACUGUACAAAGGGCUCGGCUGCACGUUGGAAGUAUAUUAGACUCUGAGCUGUUCGUUACCAUUGCAUUGGGCGGUGGCCAAGGUGGUGGUCAAAAUCACCAUGGAGAUAAAUAUCAAACAUCGUCUAGAAAACCUGAAAAAGACAUAGAACAACAGGGGGACGACAAAAAUGUUGUAGAAUGGCACGAAGUUUGCGAGCUAGAAAUACCAGAGUGGCGGCGUGGUGGUUCUCCUGAAUUGGAGUUGUGUGUGCGAAAACGUCGAGCAAAUUCUUCUUUUAUGGGCGGUUUAGUACCUCCAUCAGAUAAGGCAGUAGGUCGCACCGUGGUUCCAUUAGAUGAUGCAGACGUGUACGAGCGGCCCAAAAGCAAGUGGUAUCAACUACACACUAAAAACAACCGGGGCGAUAUUGUUGGAGAGCUUCAAGCAAAAAUUGCUUAUACUGUUAAAGCGUCAACAGGGACAAAUCUUAAUAAAAAAGAAAAACAUAGAUUGUCAGUUGGUCAUCUUUCUUCGUCAUCUAGUAUUAGCGGUAGCUUGUUAAGCUUAGGCAGUAGUGGAGGAAAAGGACGGUCGUUUAAAAGGCUGGCUAAAUCUAUAACUGGCAAAAUAAAACGUGAAAAAAAUAUUAGUAGCCUGGAAGAAGUCAAAGCAGAGCCUUUGGGAAAGCAACUUCAGCGCACUGAGCUGGCUGUCGAAUCUAGCGAUGGUGAUGAUGUCGACAACGAUGAUUUCACAUUGGAUGGUGGUGGCGGUGAAGACUUCUCAUCAUAUCCCAAGGCGACAGGAGGGUCUUCUUGGUCACUGGAAAAUACUGGCAAGAAGUCUACAGCAGCUUCGUCAGUGGAAAGAAGCUCUAGCGGAGUAAGCAAAAAGUCAGUGUCGAUCGAAAGGAGUGCUAGUGGUACAUCUGAACGUGUCGAAAAUGACGAAUGGCAGCGAAAACUGUAUGGUAGUAGUGGCAGAGAUAAUGGUAGCGUCACACCUGCGACCAAGUCUCUGGGUAGUGGCAUAAUUACCGACCCAGUCAAGUCACUGAGUAGUGUUGAUAAACAACUAGCAGGCACAGCCUCUGACAUCCUGAUCAUAUCAGAUCGAACCAACAGCCCUUCCACACCGCCUCCACGUUCACCGUCUUCCAACAAACGUUCGCCCUCCCGUUCUCCAAGGAUUGGCUCAAAGUGGAGUGGUGCUGUUAAGCGCGUAGUAGUCGGAAUGGAACAACACAACAAAGGAUCAGUGGACGGUCGGGCCUCUGGGGGCGGAGAGUUUGACGGCAAAUCUAAGGAUGAUUUGAUUGCAAUGGUCAUGGAACUCAGGCGACGAUUGACCGACGAAUCAAGACGACGAGAAGACUUAGAAGACUACGUAGAUGCACUUUUAGCCAGAGUCAUGGAUCGGGCCCCCAAUGUUUUGCAACGGCCGUUUGAGACUACAUCUUGUCGCAGACAAGUCCGGUGACAAAAACAAGUUAUUCAACUGAUCCUAAAAAUGGCCAAGGCCAAACUAUAUUAGGACAAUUCAACGGACAAAAAUGCACUACCAAAUCUAUUUUAUAUAUAACGUUAUAAAAUAUUAAAAUAGUAUUAUAUAAACACAGGGAUAGUAUUAUAAAGCAACGGCCGAAUUUAUUAACUUUAAUGAACGUAUUUAGCAAAUUUUUAUUUUUACAUAAAUUGUUAGCAAUAAUUGUUUUUCACAAAGUCUGAUAUCACAACUAUUAUUAUUUUUAAAUAGCAGUCUCUCUUGAAUUAUUGUGAAUUUUUCAAAUUAUGAUCCCAGCCAUAUUAUUAACGUUAUUUUAUUUAUUUAU